This is a messenger RNA of Pogona vitticeps (central bearded dragon), 5385 nucleotides long. NCBI's taxonomy places the organism in Eukaryota, Metazoa, Chordata, Lepidosauria, Squamata, Agamidae. The record is from RefSeq and is a predicted model, not a curated record.
GGCGCGACAAAAGGGCGCGAGGGUUUGAACGCCGGCUUGGCCGCGUUGCCAUGGUGACGCGGCCUAGGCGGCGCUUCUGGCGCGGUUUCGGGGAGCUUCCCGCGCGCGCACCGAGGGAGCCGCUCUUUGGGCUCCCAACUCAGACGGAAGGGGCCUCCUGCGGUGGAGGCCGAAGAGGUUGGGGGGGCGCCUUCCCUCCGGCCUUGACCUCUGCCCCGUUGCCAGGGCGACAGGGAUACGUGGUGACCGGCGCGUCGCCCGCCAAGCUUAGCCGGAGCUGCUUCUUCUGUCCUGGAAGUUUGUUCAGGAGGGAGAAGACCUGAGGCUUUAGAUAGAAAAUGGCAUCGUGUCUCUAUGAAUGCCUCUGUGAGGCAGAACUUGAGAAAUAUUAUCCCAACUUUACUGCACUGGGCUUUCAAAGGAUUGAUGAACUGGCCAAGAUCUCAAUGAGAGAUUAUUCCGAACUGGGCGUGCAUAACAUGAAGGACCGCAAGCGCCUCUUCCAGCUUGUUCGAAUAAUCAAAACGUUGCAGGCGGAAGAGGAAGCUGCAGGCAGAAACCAGGAACAUUUUCAGACGGAUGGUGCUGCCUACCUCCAACCUCCAGUGACGAGAUCCGGCCCCCGGAGACAACUUCACUUUGAUUCCCUGGCAGAGGAAAGAGAGGGAAGAAAAAGCCCUGAAACUGGACUGUGUAUGUUAUCCAGUUCAGUGAAUGAAGAGAAGGAUGACGCCGUGUCAGUGUUGAGUCAUGACACCGAGUACGAAAGACCCAGAAAAGACUCUUUGUAUUCCUCUGCAACAUGGACAGAUUACCAGGUGGGAAGUCCAGUUCUCAGUUCGUGCAACGACGUCGCUCCUCUCUUGGUGGAUUCCGAAGCCCAUUAUGUACAAAGAGUAGCUCAUAUUUCUGGGUAUAAUUAUGGAGUGCCUCGCUCUUGUACCAGAGUGAACGCCCCUGAGAAAGAGGCUCCAUGGACUGAGAAAGAGAAGAUCCGGGUUUGUGUUCGGAAGCGUCCGCUAGGCUUAAAGGAGGAGCGGCGUGGAGAACUGAACGUUGUCACAGUGGAAGACAGAGACACUCUUCUACUGCACGAGAAAAAGGAGGCUGUGGACCUCACCCAAUAUGUUUUGCAGCAUGUGUUUUACUUUGACGAAGUCUUUGGGGAAGCUUGUUCCAACCAGGAUGUGUACAUGAAGACUGCUCACCCUCUCAUCCAACACAUUUUCAAUGGGGAGAAUGCCACUUGUUUCGCGUAUGGACAGACAGGGGCUGGUAAGACCUACACGAUGAUUGGCACUCAUCAAAACCCGGGGCUGUAUGCCCUGGCGGCCAAAGAUAUCUUCAAGCAGUUAGAAGCGUCCCAGACUGGGAAAGACCUUCACGUCUGGAUCAGCUUUUACGAGAUCUACUGUGGGCAGCUUUAUGACCUGCUAAAUGGAAGGAAGAGGCUCUUUGCAAGGGAAGACAGUAAGCAUGUUGUGCAGAUCGUCGGACUGCGCGAGAUUCAAGUCAACAGCGUCGGUCUCCUUCUAGAGGUGAUUCUGAAAGGAGGGAAGGAGCGCAGCACUGGGGCAACUGGAGUUAACUCUGAUUCCUCCCGGUCCCAUGCCAUUAUCCAGAUUCAGGUUAAAGACUCAGCAAACAGAGUGUUUGGGAGGAUCUCCUUCAUUGAUCUGGCCGGCAGCGAGAGAGCAGCUGAUGCCAGAGACUCUGACAGACAGACGAAAAUGGAAGGAGCUGAAAUAAACCAAAGUCUGCUAGCCCUAAAAGAGUGCAUCCGUGCCCUGGAUCAGGACCACGCUCACACGCCCUUCAGGCAGAGCAAGCUGACUCAGGUCCUAAAAGAUUCCUUCAUUGGAAAUUCCAAGACGUGCAUGAUCGCUAACAUCUCGCCCAGCCAUGUUGCGACCGAGCACACCUUAAACACCUUGCGAUAUGCCGACAGGGUCAAAGAGUUGAAGAGAGGGAUGAAAUGUUGCACCCCUGUAGUGAGCAGGCGGCGGCCGACGGGGAAUAUUUCUCCGAAACGUAUCCAGAGUUCUCCGUCAGUCCAGGCUGGGGAAAAAAGCUCCCCUAAGAAAGUAAAGCUGGGGCUUCAGCAUCCGACGGGACCUUCCGCUUCCUCGAGGCUGAAGGCCUCCCCUCUGCUCUUCCGCCCACUUCCGCCCACGUUCUCUUCCACCCCCAAAGGACUCGCCUGCAAAGGACCCCUCGGUGCUCCAUGGGUGGGACGGAGCAGUCCGGUGAAGGGAAUCCUGAGAGCAGGGGGGCCGGCCAAGAAGGCCACCGAUGGCCCGGUGGGGGCUUCGGCCCACAACCGCGCCAGGAAGGACUUGGGGGCCAAGAGGGAAGGCGGCCAAGGAGAGAGGCCGCCGGUCAAGGGUCUGAAAGUGCAACCGGUGCAGAAGCGAGUGGUUUACAGAGCUGAUUUUUCCUUUGGGGACGCUGCUCGCCCCGCGGCCCACCCGGAGCAUGCUGGGAGCCUGUUUGCAGAGCAGUGCAUGGCGGCCUGGACCGGCCUCCCACUCCACCAGAAAGAGAGGGAGCAGCACCUUCGCCUUUAUCACCAGCAAUUUCAGCAGCCCCCUAUCCUGCAGCAGAAGUUGAACUACCAACCUCUGGAAAAGCUCUUAGCCCGGUACAAGCCGCAAGAGAUUCGGGUGAAAGAAGAUCCCCCCUACCAAGGCUCGGGGUCCCCUCCGUACAGAGACGAGACGAUGCAGCUGGAGGAGCUGGACGACAGUGACUUCAGCGAGGACUCCUUCUCUCUUGGGCCCAGCCAGGGGGAGGCAGAGGCAGAAGCCCACAGGGAAGGCGACCGGGGCUCGUUCUUCCUCCAUCAGGGAGAGUACAGAGAUGAACGCUGGGAGGUCCAGGGUGGGCAAGAGCUGUUCGCCAAGCCGUGUGACCUUGAGAAUCAGGAGGCAGCCUCGUCGAGGGUGGAAGAGGCUGCCGCCUCCCAGGAGGACAGUCGGGGUCCAUCUGAGUGGAACGCAGAGGACGUGACCACAGUUCCUUCCUCUCCAAAGAACGACAUGCCAGAGAAGCCUUAUUGCUCACAACGCAGUAAUGUGGCACGCAACGACCAAAGCACCAAAGAAGCACUCGCCGGGCCAAAACCACCUGCAGGUACAGAACGAGCUCUAAGCUGCUCCGAUGAACAGCCCUUCCCUGGGCCAGAAGAGGCAACGCAAAGCCCACCGUUUGCCCACAAACUGGGAUCCACCCGCUGCGUUGCUGACGGGCCGACAGAAGGAUCUCUGCAAGGCCACCACCCUCCAGGGACCGCCAGAAAGAUAUGCCCCCAAAAGGGAACAGAUCUUGGUGCCGCUCCGAAUGUCGCCGUGGGCAGCUUUUCUGCUGUGGAGAUGAGUCCUCCUUUGUCAGUGUCCCUCCUCAACGCGGGCAUGACAGACCCUCCAGAGGAAGACCAGGCCCAGCGAUGGCAAGGGCAGGCUCGGCUGGAAGAGGAAGAGACCAUCCAGGCAAAGAAGCCUUUUUACCCCAGGAAAGGAUGGGAUGAGGAUACCAACCCCUUCCCUGGAAGCAAAUCCUCCCCUACGUCCAGCGCGUGCAGAAUCGGUCACUGGAGGAGAACAUCUGGCCAGGUGCUUUCUCCAGAAGCCGUGACCAAGUGGCUUUCAGAAUAUUCUCAUUUCCCAAAAGUUUCUUCUGCCUUAGGAGCUGAAUCAGCCUUAAGUGAGCACGGUGGUUGCGUUUGUGGGUCCUCUGCUGGAGACGCGGGGCUGGCAAAUCUCUUGUCCCUGUGCACAGAGAAGGAGGGCACGUUGUUCCUCGGCAAAUAUGUGUCUAGUCCCCAGUAUGAUGCUGACGCUGAAGCGGCCGUGGUGGCCUCACUGAACUCUUCUCGGCACUCCAGCUUAGGGGAAGAAGAUGGCCCCAAGGCCAUGGUGCCGCUCCAGUAUCUUGACGUCGUGGGGAAAUCUUUCCUUUCAAAUGACGCUUCUCUCCUCCACCCUUCAGGAAAUGAAGAAUCCUCUCCAGACAGCCUUUCAUUGCAGACCGGCUUGGCAUUUGGGACCCUGGAGGUGGGCCAGCCACGAGAAGCAUUCCAGUUGGUAUUCAGCAGUGAAGAAAUGGGUCUCCUUAAGGAUAAACCCACUAAGAUGAUGUUUGCCCACCCUCCGGAUCCUGCAGAACAGAAUUCGGAGGGGAUCGCCAAGGGGCGAAGCGCCAGGAUUCCCAAGAACUCGCCGAACGGAUGCUGCCAACUUUAUUUACCUGGAAGUUCCCAUGCAUAUAAGGAAGCUCUGGGGAGGCAGUUUGUACUCCAAAUCCAUCGCAAGCAGCUGGAUGAAAUGGCAGGCCUGUGCGUGCAGGAGGAGAGCCUGAUUUGCAGGAUGCCAGACCUGGAUUUUGAGGACUUCGUAAUGAAAUUAGACAGAAUCCUGGCACUGAAAUCCAAAUGCGUCCAGGGAAUGCGAACCCAGCUGCAGCCUUUCUUAAGUCCUCCUUCAGGGGGGACUCCCCCAAGUUAGCCCUGAAGUAGCGAUGACGGAGAGACAUGAAGGAGGUUGCUUUCAGUCACCCGCAUCUCUAAGGAGCAGAGACUUCAAGACAGAAAUCCUGCCCCUGGUACAUUUUGGCAAAAGACUUAAGAGUUGGUUUCAGAUGGAGAAGACACAGAACCCACGUGCGGCGCCCUUUGGGCGCGAACUCUACACGCUCUCCCUUAUGCCUGGCCGUGACAGAGGCGGUCCCUCUCGGCAGUCAGCAUCCAAACAGGUUUUCCCUCUAAUGGGAGUCCUAGUUCUGGAAAAAGUGAACCUACUGCAAACCGUCACCACCUCUUUUCCCAGCUGCUGCCCUUUGGCAAAGAACGCCUACCGCCAGCUAAGGAAUACAAUCCCUAGCGUGGCUGAGCUGCAACAGCCUGAGAUUUUAGAGCGACAAGCGGUCAGGUGAGCCGGUGAGCCUGAUGUCCCCACUGCAAAACAGGAGCGUGAGAAAGUAAUUGGCAUGGAUCAUGUUCCCAUCUGUAAGGAAAUCAUCCCCUCCACACCCUGUUUAUCAUUCUGCAUUAAGGCCUUGGCUAUCUAGUGGCUGAAUAAUUGCCUUCGGUCAGGGUGUUUUCCCAGCUCAAGAUGUCUAUCUUAAUUUAUGAUGCAGUAAAGGGUUUUUGAAGGUCACGGUGCAGGCAACACUCAUUGUUUGGCCUGAAGUGGGGACUCUUAGAUGGCUUAUUCACCCAACUGUAGUAAACAUCCGGGCCUGCCAACUCUGCGAAAUUGGCGCUCUCUUGCUUUCCUGUAUAGCAGUGAUUCCUCAUCUUGGGGCUGCAAUCCCCAGAAACCCCAGCCAGCACAGCUGGUCUUGAAGGCUUCUGGGAACCGCAGUCCACUGCUGUAGAGGAUUUCCAGG